Molecule: messenger RNA, 1007 nt
Organism: Nymphaea colorata (pocket water lily)
Lineage: Eukaryota; Viridiplantae; Streptophyta; Magnoliopsida; Nymphaeales; Nymphaeaceae
Product: 60S ribosomal protein L10a-like
Exons: 6
Coding region: 149-799 (216 amino acids)
Biological process (GO): translation
Cellular component (GO): large ribosomal subunit
Molecular function (GO): structural constituent of ribosome; RNA binding
Source: RefSeq, a predicted model, not a curated record
UUUUGGCGGCUGUCACAAAACUAGGGUUUACAAAUAUAUACAACGCUCUCUCAGCCACUUUUUCCCGCGGGCGACAGGAGUUAGGGCUGUUUUGGCCACCGGAGCGCAGGAAAGAAGAGAAUAGGCGAAUCCAGUAGUCGACGCCAUCAUGAGCAAGCUCCAGAGUGACGCACUAAGAGAAGCCAUCACUACAGUUGUCACUGGUGCAAAAGAGAAAAAGCGCAAGUUUACUGAGACAAUUGAACUCCAGAUUGGACUAAAGAACUAUGAUCCUCAGAAGGACAAACGUUUCAGUGGUUCUGUGAAGUUGCCACACAUUCCCCGGCCUAAGAUGAGGGUUUGCAUGCUUGGAGAUGCACAACAUGUUGAGGAGGCAGAGAAAAUUGGUUUGGACUAUAUGGACGUGGAAGGGCUGAAGAAGAUGAACAAAAACAAGAAAUUGGUGAAGAAACUUGCAAAGAAAUACCAUGCUUUUCUUGCAUCUGAGGCUAUAAUCAAACAAAUUCCAAGGCUUCUUGGUCCGGGUCUUAACAAGGCAGGGAAGUUCCCCACUCUGGUUACUCAUCAAGAAUCCCUAGAGUCUAAAGUGAACGAAACAAAGGCAAUGGUGAAAUUCCAGCUGAAGAAGGUCCUCUGCAUGGGGGUUGCUGUUGGGAACUGCUCAAUGGAGGAGAAGCAGAUAUUCCAGAAUGUUCAGCUCAGUGUCAACUUCCUGGUUUCGUUAUUGAAGAAGAAUUGGCAAAAUGUUAGGUGCUUGUACCUGAAAAGCACAAUGGGGCCGGCAGUUCGCGUUUUUUGAUGUUCUUACUACCUCAUGGUUUUAUCCGGCCAUUCUUCAUUAUUUCGGAUGAAUAUUAGGUGUUUGUACUUGGUUCUUUAUUUGUUAUCAGUUUUCCAGAUCUUGUAAGGGUUCCAUGCGCAUACGGUUAACAGCAGUAGCUACUCUUUUUUGUUUAUUAUGCAAUUUUGAGCAUUGUCUGAUUGGGCCUCAGCUAAUGAGCCCCUAA